CCCGUCUGCUGUGCGUGUACGCUGCUCGUCUGCAACCCAUAGUUGAUUUAUCAAGGCCCAGACAUGUCUCUGGAAGUGGAAUCUGCGGACGUGGUUCGUCUGAUCAUGCAGUAUUUGAAAGAGAACAAUCUGCACCGCACACUUGCCACCCUUCAAGAGGAAACUACAGUGUCUCUUAAUACAGUGGACAGUAUCGAGAGUUUUGUGGCAGAUAUAAACAGCGGUCAUUGGGACACCGUGUUGCAGGCCAUCCAGUCUCUAAAGCUCCCAGACAAAACCCUGAUCGAUUUGUAUGAGCAGGUGGUUCUAGAGCUGAUUGAAUUAAGAGAACUGGGAGCGGCCAGGUCUUUACUGAGGCAAACAGACCCCAUGAUCAUGCUGAAGCAGACUCAGCCUGAGCGCUACAUCCAUUUGGAGAACCUGCUGGCACGUUCCUAUUUUGACCCCCGGGAGGCAUAUCCGGAUGGCAGCAGUAAAGAGAAACGGAGAGCAGCAAUCGCCCAGGCUCUGGCUGGUGAGGUCAGCGUGGUGCCCCCUUCUCGUCUCAUGGCUCUGCUUGGACAAGCUCUGAAGUGGCAGCAGCACCAGGGUCUCCUACCGCCUGGUAUGACUAUUGACUUGUUCAGAGGUAAAGCUGCAGUGAAGGAUGUGGAGGAGGAACGAUUCCCCACUCAACUUAGCCGACACAUUAAGUUUGGUCAGAAGUCUCACGUAGAGUGCUCGCGCUUCUCUCCCGACGGUCAGUAUCUGGUCACUGGCUCUGUGGAUGGCUUUAUUGAGGUCUGGAACUUUACCACAGGCAAAAUCCGAAAGGAUCUGAAAUACCAGGCACAGGACAACUUUAUGAUGAUGGAUGAUGCAGUGCUGUGCAUGGGUUUUAGUCGAGAUACAGAAAUGCUAGCAACUGGAGCUCAGGAUGGCAAAAUCAAGGUGUGGAAGAUCCAGAGCGGCCAAUGCCUUCGUCGUUUUGAGAGAGCUCACAGUAAAGGUGUCACCUGUUUGAGUUUCUGUAAGGACAGCAGUCAGCUGCUCAGCGCUUCUUUUGACCAGACCAUCAGGAUUCAUGGUCUUAAGUCUGGAAAGACGCUGAAGGAGUUCCGUGGGCACUCGUCUUUUGUCAACGAAGCUGCUUUCACGCCUGACGGUCACCACGUCAUCAGUGCCUCUUCUGAUGGCACUGUCAAGAUCUGGAACGUGAAGACCACAGAGUGCACCAACACCUUUAAGUCUCUGGGCACCUCUGCAGGCACUGACAUCACAGUGAACAAUGUGAUCCUUCUCCCCAAGAAUCCUGAACAUUUUGUGGUUUGCAACCGUUCAAACACAGUAGUCAUCAUGAACAUGCAGGGUCAGAUUGUCAGGAGCUUCAGCUCCGGUAAGAGAGAGGGUGGAGACUUCGUCUGCUGCACGCUUUCACCCAGAGGUGAAUGGAUCUACUGCGUGGGAGAAGACUUUGUGCUCUAUUGCUUUAGCACAGUCACCGGCAAGCUAGAGAGAACACUCACGGUCCAUGAGAAGGAUGUGAUUGGGAUUGCCCAUCACCCACACCAGAACCUUAUCAGCACAUACAGUGAAGAUGGCCUGCUAAAACUCUGGAAACCUUAAACUUAUAACAUGUGGUUUUGUCUGAGUGUGGUCUCUCUGUUGCGUUGGUCAGAUUAGGCUUGGAAUAACACCAAAAUUUUUGAUUCAUAAAUUUUAUGUAUAUAUUUUUGAGUGUAGUUAAAUGUAGUUUUUUUUCCUCUCUUUUUUUUUCCUAUUUGGUCAAAUGCUUGAUUGAUCUAAAAAUUAUUACUAAUAAACAGAGGUGUGGGUUUAAGUGGACUGUUGUUCAAACUCAUCAGUAACUUAGGCCUGUUAUGUAUGGGUUUUUGAAUAUUUUUCAUGAUUUAUACAUUUUACAUUUAUUUCUUUGCCUUUUGUAUUCAAUAAACACAU
Molecule: messenger RNA, 1938 nt
Organism: Chanos chanos (milkfish)
Lineage: Eukaryota; Metazoa; Chordata; Actinopteri; Gonorynchiformes; Chanidae
Gene: smu1a
Product: SMU1 DNA replication regulator and spliceosomal factor a
Exons: 12
Coding region: 64-1605 (513 amino acids)
Biological process (GO): mRNA splicing, via spliceosome
Molecular function (GO): protein binding
Source: RefSeq, a predicted model, not a curated record